AUGGAUUUGGUAGAUGAUUUAGUUGGACUGGAGGAGCAGAGUGAUUAUAAUGAUUCUUUAUCUAUGUCUUUUGGCAGUAUCCAAUCUGACAGUGUUGGCUUUGCAUUAAAUUCUAAAUGUGAAAGGCCACCAAAAUAUUUUAAAUGUGUUGGAGAAAACAGAUCAAUUGAGGAAAUCCAUGAAAAUUUGGUAGUUUCUUCUCCUACUGGAUCUGGCAAAACCGUUAUUUUUGAAUUAGCAAUAGUUCAAUAUUUGCUGCAUUUAGAAGACAUAGCGUACAAUGGAGAUUUUAAAAUGUUAUACUUGGCUCCCAUGAAAGCCUUAUGCACUGAACGUCUUCGGGACUGGUAUUUCAAAUUUUCUCGUUUAGGAUUAUCUCUUAUUGAGGUUACAGGAGACAAUGAAAAUUUUGAAUUUAGCCAUUUGGCAGGUUUUCAUAUAAUAAUCUCAACUCCAGAAAAAUGGGAUUCAAUAACAAGACGAUGGAAAAAUAACACUGAUAUUGUGAAAGUUAUCAAAUUGGUCCUUAUUGAUGAGGUUCAGUUGCUAAAUGAAGAAAAACGUGGGGCUACAUUGGAGGCAGUUGUGAGUAGAAUGAAAACUAUUCGAGAGCUCAUGCAGCAGCAAAAUACUCUAGAACGAAUUAAAGCUUCAAAUGAUAAGCAUAGAGUUCCUUUAAAUGACAAUGAAGUUCAACAAGAUAUGCGUUUUGUUGCUAUUUCUGCAACUAUGCCUAAUGUCGAAGAUAUAGCUAUGUGGCUUGGUGAUAAAGGAAAGCCUGCAAAAUUUUUACAAAAAUGGGCUAAACUGACUGCGUCAGCCUUACAAAAAUUGAUGACCGUGAAAUUUACAAAUGAGCAAUUACAAAUUAUAAUGCAAACAGGUUCCAAAAUUCUCGACAAUAACCUGCGUCAAAUACUACCAUCUGGUGUUGCAUAUCACCACGCUGGAAUGGCAAUUCAAGACAGAAAGGCCAUUGAAGAACUGUUUAGAAAUGGAGAUCUCCCAAUAUUAGUUGCUACAAAUUCAUUAGCAAUGGGAGUGAAUUUGCCAGCUCAUUUGGUUAUUGUUAAAGGUACGACGCAGUAUAGUGGUGCUGGAGUGCGUAGACCAUAUUCCUCGAGCACUGUUUUGCAAAUGAUUGGCAGGGCUGGUAGACCACAGUUCGACACUACUGCUACAGCCGUCAUCAUGACAAGCCAACAACAAGUAGUAAAAUGCGGACCUGAUGAGGAUAUAUACCCAGGAGUGAAAGAGAGGGUAUCUCCAUCAUGGUAUAAAACAAAGAAGUUUUAA
Ctenocephalides felis (cat flea) is the source of this 1296-nucleotide messenger RNA. Its product is annotated as probable ATP-dependent DNA helicase HFM1. The record is from RefSeq and is a predicted model, not a curated record. The transcript is spliced from 8 exons. Gene Ontology annotation, molecular function: ATP binding; nucleic acid binding. The coding region runs from base 1 to 1296 and encodes 431 amino acids. Lineage: Eukaryota; Metazoa; Arthropoda; Insecta; Siphonaptera; Pulicidae.